ACUCCUCCUUCCGCUUCCUUCAAGUAAGGAGCCGGUGUCUCCGCCACUUUUUUCAUCCGGCCCCGGCAGCGGCUCGCGAUGUUUGGCUUGAAGAGAAACGCGGUAAUCGGACUCAACCUCUACUGUGGCGGGGCUGGAUUAGGGGCCGGCACUGGAGGCGGCGCCACCCCUCCGGGAGGGCGAUUUUCAGCUCCUGGAAAGGAGGCCACGACCCGACGAGAAGUAGGGGGAGGGGAAGUCAGCGCGCUAAGUGGCGGAAGCGUCAGCGCAAGCCCCCCGGCCGUUCUCGCGCCGGACGCUCUGAGGGUCGCGCGGCCGGCGCCCAUUGGCGCUGAGGGCCCCGACGUCACCGCAAGCCCCGCGAGGCCGUCGUUCUUUGCGCCCACCUGCCGCGCGUCGCCGCCCGAGGAGAUGGAAGCCUCGCCUGCGGACGCCAUCAUGUCGCCCGAAGAGGAGCUGGACGGGUACGAGCCGGAGCCGCUCGGGAAGCGGCCGGCUGUCCUUCCUCUGCUGGGGUUGGUUGGAGAGGGCAGUAAUGGCCCUGGUACAGACGGGUCACUACCCUCGACGCCGCCGUCAGCAGAGGAGGAGGAGGAGGAGGACGAGUUGUACCGGCAAUCGUUAGAGAUUAUUUCUCGGUACCUUCGGGAACAGGCGACUGGCGCCAAGGACGCAAAGCCAAUGGGCGGGUCUGGGGCCGCUACCAGGAAGGCAUUAGAGACCCUCCGGCGGGUCGGGGACGGUGUGCAGCGCAACCAUGAGACGGCCUUCCAAGGCAUGCUUCGGAAACUGGACAUCAAAAACGAAGAUGAUGUCAAAUCUUUAUCUCGUGUGAUGGUCCAUGUUUUCAGUGACGGAAUAACAAACUGGGGCAGAAUUGUGACUCUCAUAUCUUUUGGUGCCUUUGUGGCCAAACACUUGAAGAGCAUAAACCAAGAAAGCUGCAUCGAACCAUUGGCAGAAAGUAUCACAGAUGUUCUCGUAAGAACAAAACGGGACUGGUUAGUCAAACAAAGAGGCUGGGAUGGGUUUGUGGAGUUCUUCCAUGUAGAGGACCUAGAAGUCGGCAUCAGAAAUGUGCUGCUGGCUUUUGCAGGUGUUGCUGGAGUAGGAGCUGGUUUGGCAUAUCUAAUUAGAUAG
This is a messenger RNA of Orycteropus afer afer, 1140 nucleotides long. RefSeq names its product MCL1 apoptosis regulator, BCL2 family member (gene MCL1). Gene Ontology annotation, cellular component: mitochondrial outer membrane. The record is from RefSeq and is a predicted model, not a curated record. Lineage: Eukaryota; Metazoa; Chordata; Mammalia; Tubulidentata; Orycteropodidae. Gene Ontology annotation, molecular function: channel activity; protein heterodimerization activity; protein homodimerization activity. Gene Ontology annotation, biological process: positive regulation of apoptotic process; extrinsic apoptotic signaling pathway in absence of ligand; mitochondrial fusion.